AUGGGAAGCGCCUCCCAAAGAGAAAGUGCCUGUGCCCUGGCCCGCCAUGAGAACAGCGAAGCGCAAAGAUUUGCCGAGCAUGUGAGGUCGAAGCGCACCUUGAAGGAGAUUGAGGCGAUGAUGGUUGAAAGUGGGGAUGUCAGCAUAAACAUGUUGCAUCCGGAGAAGUGCAAGUGGCUGGAGGAGAUUUCAAAGCAGAUCCUCCAAGGAGAUAGGGAAACAAGGUACUUCGCUAUCUGCAGAUUCAAAACAGUCUUCAACGGAAUGCUGGCAACAAAGGAUUCUGACGCAUGCACGAAGUAUGCUUCAUACGUGCUCAACCAAACCGUCAUUCUGGAGGAGCUUUCUCGGGGGCUGCGAGAGUAUGAAGAGGACAGGAAGUGUUAUCUACUCCCUAAAGAGCAAAUGAGGAAGAGGCAAGCGGGGAGACAGGCGAGAGAGCAUGUGACCUUGUUCUCGGUGGUGGCUAUGUAUUCGAAUGCCCUUGCGAGUCUUGCAUUAGACAAAAGAGCAGGCAAAUUUAAAAGGACGCAACUGAAAGAUAUAGUCAACAUCCUGAUGAGGAACUAUGACGCCGUCAAACUUCCGGAAGAGCUGAGCUUGAGGUUUUCAUUUUCGGUCAACCCUGAGCUUCAAAGUAAGUUGGGAUUAGCAAGGACCCUGUUUAUUCUAGCCUCAGCAAAGGAGCUUGGCAGCAGGUUCAUCAAGACUGUGCUUCAAGACGCUCUUUCUGCGUCCGAGUAUCCCAGCCUUGGCAAUGACGCAAUUGCCACGUUGCAUAUGUGCGGUAAAUCGACGGCAUAUGCAUGUUGCGUAAGCCCGGAAGCAGCUCGGAUUGUCUUCACUGUCACUAGCACAGUCCUCAAAACAACCAGCGACAAGGGAACGAUUCAAUUCGCGAUGCUGCUGCUGGGGGGUACUUUUGGGAGAGACAAGUCCUUGCUGAAACUCAUCCAAAGUUACAGCGCUAUCUCAUCCUGUCUUCUGGCUAUGGCGACCACUUCUGCGACAGAGACUGAUUUCAACAAGCUUGCGGUUGCAUGUCUGCGAAUGACGUUGCCAGGAGUCAUGAAGGAAGCAAGCUCAUACGGCGAGAAGUUGCAUCCAGAGGAGCUGAAGGCGCUCGAAGCCCUACUAGCAAAAGACGAGCUGGCAAGGAGACGGAGGAAGGAGUUUGAUUCUAUCUUUGGGACAGAGAUGAAAGAGGCCCUUUCUUUCGGGGCUGACGAAGGAAGCGCUGGAGAGUUCAAGCAAUCAGCCGAGUUCUCUGCAAGCCGUUUGACUCCUAGCGAUGAGCCGACCACCUUUUUCAACGUGACGCAAAGUCCUCUCAGGAGAUGUGCGAGAAAGGAGUGCAACAGAGUUGAGACGUCGGCAAAGGAGUUCAAAGUCUGCGGCCAAUGUCGAUUUGCGACAUACUGCUCCGAAGAAUGUCAAAAGCAUGCCUGGAAAGAAGGCCACAAGAAGGAAUGUAAAAGUGCAUCCGUCGCUCUGAGGAUGAAGUGA
Klebsormidium nitens is the source of this 1506-nucleotide messenger RNA. The record is from the annotation of a GenBank genome assembly. NCBI's taxonomy places the organism in Eukaryota, Viridiplantae, Streptophyta, Klebsormidiophyceae, Klebsormidiales, Klebsormidiaceae.